AUAUUCAUGUUCCCUAUGUCAGAACACCGAACCAUCAGCCAUCACACAAGAGAGAGAGAGAGAGAGAGAGAGAGAGAGAGAGAAACAUUUGUAUUUCUAUAGAGAUAUUUAGAGAGAUGCUUUCUAUAUUUCAAUGGAAUAAAAUCCAGGAAUAAACCUCCCUCUCUUGUUGUUGAAACUCAGUAGAGGACAACUCCAAUGCAUCCAAACACAAACCGUACAGAAAAAACAAUCCUCAAACAUGGCUGCUUCUUCUUCUUCUUCUUCUAAAACUAAUAAAUCUCAUACCCAAACAUUCCCUCCAAUCAUUUUCCCACUUGUUGCUUUCCUCCUCCUUGUUUCUUCCCUUGGCACUGUCCACUCACUUCCCAUCGUGUCGGAUUCCGGCCACCGCUCACCCGAAAACCAAACGUUCCGGCCACAAACAGAGUUGCAAAAGUUGAGGAGAGUAAAGGCUUAUUUAAGGAAGAUCAACAAGCCUGCAGUCAAGACAAUUCAGAGUCCUGAUGGUGAUGUGAUAGAUUGUGUAUUAUCUCAUCUUCAACCAGCCUUUGAUCAUCCUCAGCUAAAAGGACAGAAGCCACUGGAAGCACCAGAGAGACCAAAAGGUAAUGAUUCCACAGAAGCAGCAACAGAGGUUUUUCAGCUAUGGACACAUUCAGGUGAAUCAUGCCCGGAAGGAACAAUUCCAAUUAGAAGAAUCACUGAAAAAGAUGUCUCACGGGCGGAUUCGGUAGAGAAAUUCGGAAGGAAACUGCGAAGAGGCGUGAGGCGCGACACGGCGAGCAGUGAUCAUGAGCAUGCAGUUGCUUUUGUGAACGGAGAACAAUAUUACGGGGCAAAAGCCAGCUUAAACGUGUGGGCGCCACGAGUGACCGAUCAAUUCGAGUUCAGCUUGUCGCAACUGUGGGUCAUUUCUGGGACUUUUGGCAAUGAUCUUAACACCAUUGAAGCUGGCUGGCAGGUUAGCCCAGAAUUAUACGGAGACAACUACCCUCGAUUCUUCACUUAUUGGACGACUGAUGCAUACCAAGCUACUGGAUGCUACAACUUACUUUGUUCAGGCUUUGUCCAAACCAACAACAAGAUUGCUAUUGGGGCUGCAAUCUCUCCAAGGUCAUCCUACAAUGGUAGACAGUUUGACAUUGGCAUAAUGGUUUGGAAGGAUCCAAAGCACGGGCACUGGUGGCUCCAAUUCGGGUCCGGGUUGCUCGUCGGGUACUGGCCGAACCUCCUGUUCAGCCAUUUGAGAGCCCACGCAAGCAUGAUACAGUUUGGAGGAGAGAUAGUGAACACAAGAUCGAGGGGAUACCACACGUCAACCCAAAUGGGUAGCGGCAGCUUCGCCGACGACGGCUUCCGGAAAGCAUCCUACUUCAGGAAUUUGCAGGUUGUUGAUUGGGAUAAUAACCUCCUGCCCAUGUCGAAUCUCCAUCUCCUAGCGGAUCAUCCCAACUGCUAUGAUAUCAAAGCUGGGAGGAACAAUGUCUGGGGAGAUUACUUCUAUUAUGGAGGUCCUGGGAGAAAUGCAAGAUGCCCCUAAACAAAAAACAGUACUAUAGCAUAAAUUAUAUAAAUGAAAAUUUCCCAUUUUUUCUUCCCCCUUUGUUUUCUACUACUAUAUAUAUUACUAUUGUUUUUUUUCAGGUUUUAUCCUAGGUAUUCUUUUUCCUUUGAUUUUUCUCUGAAAACAUGUAGUACUACUUUUUUCUUUUUCUUUUUUUCUCUGAAAACAUGUAAAUUGGGGGUAAGGUUAAUGACGUAUUUACCCUGGCUUGGGCAGUGCUUUCUGAGAUGAGUUUUGUUCAUCUUCCACUUAAGAUGGUGAACAUUAUCCUCUCUCCGAUUGAUUGAAAUGAAAUAAAUCUCAUUAAAAA
This is a messenger RNA of Rhododendron vialii, 1877 nucleotides long. RefSeq names its product protein neprosin. The coding region runs from base 242 to 1543 and encodes 433 amino acids. NCBI's taxonomy places the organism in Eukaryota, Viridiplantae, Streptophyta, Magnoliopsida, Ericales, Ericaceae. The transcript has 7 exons. The record is from RefSeq and is a predicted model, not a curated record.